Molecule: messenger RNA, 3831 nt
Organism: Heteronotia binoei (common prickly gecko)
Lineage: Eukaryota; Metazoa; Chordata; Lepidosauria; Squamata; Gekkonidae
Exons: 3
Coding region: 292-2223 (643 amino acids)
Source: RefSeq, a predicted model, not a curated record
GCGAUGGUGUCGUCUCUUUGGUAGAAGAGCGUAGAGGAAUGCUUAGGGCCCUGGGGAAGUCGGGUGGUUCCUAGAGCGGCGGGGGGGGGGGAGGGAGAGAGAGCUUCUUUUCUCCCCUCUCGCUAGCAUCGGAGAGGGCCGACCUUUCCCCCCCCACGCCGAAAGCAGAGUCCGAGAGCCUUGCAAGCAAAGAAGCGUUUGCAUCAGAGCGAAGGAGAGAGCGGGGACCGAGGAGGAGAAGGAAGCAGACUUUGCUCAAAAAUACGGACAGAACAUUAGGAUCAGGGCAACAUGGAUGCCAGUGAGGGGAAUACAACCACUAGCUCAGUGAAGAAGAGAAAGUAUUAUUGCUACUUUAAGGAUGAAUGGUGCAAAGAAGAGGCGUUCAGAGGCUGGCUUCACAAAGUGGACAUGGUGACGGCCGAAUGCAUUCUGUGCCAUCAGGGAUUCUCCAUAAAAUAUGAGGGAAGAGGAGCAGUGACCAGCCACGCAGACAGCUCCAAGCACAAAGAACUGGAGAAACAACGCAAAGAAAUGCCAGAAAUCGUGACUUUUUUUAACAAAGCAAACUUCUCCCAAGAAGACAUGGUGACAGCGGCGGAGGUAGGACAGGUAUAUCACAGCAUUGUGCACCAUCUGAGUUAUGCGAGCCAAGCUUGUGCGUAUAAAACGCUCUCGCGGAUCUUACCUGAUUCGGUCGUGGCGAGAAAAAUGUCUUGCGGGCGGACGAAAGCCACCAGCAUUGCGGAAAGCGUCUUGGCCCCCAAGUCGCGGGAACUUUUGCUGAAGGACUUGGAGGCUGCGCCUUAUUUUUCCAUUGGAUCGGAUGCCUCCAACAAGAGGAAUAAGAAAUUCUUCCCGGUCACUGUGCGUUACUUUUCGGUGACCGAGGGAAUUAAGCACGGCCUGCUUGAUUUCUACAACGAAUUGACAAGCGAUUCGAUUGCAACACGGAUCGCCAUUAUUCUGCAAGAGAAUGGCCUCAAUGUGAGCAGAGUGUCAUCUUACAUGAUUGAUAAUGCCUCUGUGGAUUUUGCAAAGCACUGGGCAGUGUUCCAGGACCUCAAGCAACUUAAUGAUGGACUGAUACAAGUGGGGUGUAUGGGCCGUGUCAUCCACAACUGCCUCAAAAAGGGGAUGAGGGCGCUGAGUUUUGACGUAGAAACCCUGAUUUUCAAGAUAUACAGCGAGUUUUCGUCCUCACCCAAGAAGACCGAGUCCCUUACGUCGUUUUUUGAGUUUGUGGAAACAGACUACAAAGAUGUGCUUCAGCAGGUAUCGACGGGGUGGCUUGCUCUCCUGCCCGCCAUUGACCGCGUCCUCGAAAACUGGUCAGUGUUGAGGGCGUACUUCUUGUCAGAAGGGGACGAAGAGUGCGUGAAGAUCGUGUGGGAAGCGUUCAAUGCGGAAGAGCACGAGUCUCUCCCUCUUUGUUACGUUCACUUUGUGCACAACCUGAUGAGAAUAUUUUCCGACGCUGUGAAGAAACUGGAAUGCGACCAUGUCGGCAGCACAGAAUUGCACGGUGUCUUGGAAGGCCUCCACUGCAAGCUCAAGAGAAGAAGAGAGGACAAAUUCUAUGGAAGAUCCGCCCAAGUCAUUUUGGGCAACAUCUCUGUCUUUGACAACCAAAAAUUCACCGAGGAAGCGGAGAACAUGUUGACACAGUGCAUUGCAUACUUGGAGGAGUGUUACAAUUUCAAAGCUGCCGUUUUUGAGCCGAUGGCCGUGCUGUCGCUUAACAACGAAGUCAAGUGGCCGGAUUUGGUGGCUCUGGUGGCAGCCCUCCGCAUUGAGAUAGACAUCGACCAGCUCUACAAUGAGUAUUGCGUUCUGCAGAAGUUCCGAGAAGAGAUUGUCUCCAAGGAGCAGAGAAUAGAUCAGCGGUGGGUGAAAGUUUUCAGGCAAAUCCCGGAGCGUGCGGAGAGCCAGCUGCUGAAGUUGGUCUCUUUCGUGCUUUCCAUUCCCGUGUCCAACACCUUCUGUGAGAAAAUCUACAGUCUCAUGGCCCAGCUGUGGAGCAAGGACAGAAACAGACUGAGCGACAGUGUGGUGAAAGCCGAGCUGCAGGUCCAGCUGAACUUCAAUAUUUCCUGUGCGGACUUCCAUGAAUUCCUGUACAGGAACCCAGAGCUACUGAGAGCUGCAAGGGGUCAGCAGAAAUACAGGUUUAAAAAGGAAGAACCGGAGGGUGCUGCCUUUCCCUUGGCGAUCCAGUUUUAAGGGAGAUUGCGGCCAACCAGGGGGACACCAAGGAAAGGGAACAAUUGGAAGCCGGCGUCGUGCGGAUGCGCCAGAAAACUCUGAACUGGUUUGGGAGGCGUUGUUGGAGCUCAGCCGCUGUACGGAUUCAUCCUCUCUUGUCCUCUCCUCUUCAGUCUACUGUGCAGCGGGCGAAUUGGAAGCGUGGAGGUCGUCUUUGUGUUUGGAGUCCCGGUGUUAGCGCCACAGUGCAAGCCAGCCUAAACGGCCUUCCUCGCAGUCGACUGUCAGAAGACCCGCUGCCCGUAGCACAGGGAGGAGCCGUCGGCUGUCUCCCUCAGCCUCCCCUUGCUGCUGGCACCCGGACCAUCGGCUGCCAGCGCAAAAGAAGGGAACCAAGGACAGACAGACUGUCUUCACUUGCUAUCCUUUGUGUGGGUCUGUUUUCAGGCUGUUGAUUUCCACGAGUAGAGAGAAGUUCCGAGAUUUUAUUUUAUUACUUUUUUUUUUAAUUGUUCGGUGCCAUUUAAAACCAUCAUUGUGAGUAUUCUCUCUGAUUCUGGAAGGUGUAUCUGUACGGUUUUCUUUAAAAUGACUCGGGGUAGUGGGGAGGCUUUUCACAAAACGAGGAACCUUUAGGCAAAAUUAGAACCUCUGGAAAGUUUCCACUAACAGAAGGGUGGGAGGACAGUUUUUGCCACUUCCCGCCACAUGGUGCAGACUUCCAGAUCCCUCCUUUACCUAUUCUUGGGGACGUCUACCUCCAGAGCAGCACUUCUGAGGGAUUGUUUUGGGCUGCAGUGAGAAGGGGUGAGGCAAGGCAAUCCUGCUCCGGUGUUGGGACUCCCUUCUGCCUCCUGAGAUUUACCAGGGGAUCCAAGCCAUUGUGACUUUUUUUUCUUCGAUACUUGUUUUUUUUGGGGGGGGAGUAGCCUUGUGAUUUAAAAAUACCCAAGCGGGGAGAAGGGAUAAAUAAAAGUACCUAUGGGGUUUUGUGAGUGGGCAAAAAAACCCCAUCUAGACUGAGGUGGCGAUUGGAGGCAGGGAAAGAGUACAAAUGUAGGGUUUUUAAAAAAUGCUCUGUGAGUUUUUCCCCCAAGGCAAACACUGCUCUGGGGAAUCUUUUUUUAAAAUUUCUUUGAAGAGAUACAGGCCCUGCCGAUGACUUGGAGCAUGUUUGCCUUACCACAGGAAGAGAAGUUCUUGGGGUAAAAUAUACUCCAUGAUACAAUAUGUGUGAGGUUGUGUCCCCCCCCCCCCUUUUCCACGCAUGUUAGCAGGGUUUUAAUGUCUGUGAAAUGUUAGUUUUCAUUGCUUUGUUCAUUGUGUAUGGCAUACUGCUGUACUUUUUCUCUAAUUUUAUAAUCCAGUUUUGUUUCAUUUGUAUGUAUUACACAUAGUAUGCCUUUUUAAUUUUUAAAACUUUUAUUUCAACAGGUUAAUCACAGGUUACAUUGACAAAUACGCCAAAUUUGUCACAAGAAGUUAGUGGACAUAAUUUUUAGCAACACAAUGAUGUAAAUACAACAAAAUCUAUGUAUAGAUGCAUCUUGGUUAUCAUAAUAGAAACCCAUGAGAAUCAUUAUGGCACAACUGUUCGUAAUAAAGUUUACCUACAUAGCUAGAGAA